Messenger RNA from Eimeria maxima, 5817 nucleotides. RefSeq lists its product as hypothetical. Gene Ontology annotation, molecular function: calcium ion binding. NCBI's taxonomy places the organism in Eukaryota, Apicomplexa, Conoidasida, Eucoccidiorida, Eimeriidae. The coding region runs from base 1 to 5817 and encodes 1938 amino acids. The record is from RefSeq and is a predicted model, not a curated record. The transcript is spliced from 25 exons.
AUGCAACCGGAGGGUUCCUUACCAGCCGCAUCGGCUGGGGCAACUCCGCCCUCGGGGUUUAGUCGCAGUGGCUAUUCAUCAGCUAACAACUAUGGGGUUUCUGCAACUUCUCCUAAGGCCGGCCUUCCUGCAACGAGGAAACAUGCUAUAAAUGAGCCUAAUACGUGGGGAAUUAAAAAGGCAUCCAGCAUUCUUCUAGAGCUGGAAGCUGGAAAGAGGGAGGCGGAAGAAAGGAAUGCUCUAAACUCAAAACUUUUCGAGCUUGGCACAGAAUUGAGCAAAGUCAGGCGAGUAAAUGACGUUCUGGAGGCGGAGAAUGCCGAUCUGCGCGAACGUAUUUUGCAUCAACAGCAAGCGUACCCAGAGGCGGAGGAAAUCCGCGCUCUCGCUCGACGCUACGGACCAGAGUUGGCCAAAAGUAUUACCCUCUUGAUUGACGAGAACAAGUCUUUGAGGCUGAAGUUGCAGGCUUCCAUUCGUGCACAGGCCCGCUUACAAGGCACCGCCACAACUUUGGGCAACGCAUUGAGAGACCAUGAGGAACGUGCUUACGCAAGGGAACUUACAUCGUCGGGACGAUCUGACAGCCAAACAAAGGAUGACAGAGUCCGCUAUCUCACCGCAACUACGCACGGGAUACAGAUGGGUGGUCAAAGUGGCUCUGUCGAUCGGCAGGGGCCACAGUCUGUUGGAAACUUUGUUAGUCGAUAUUGCGCUUGCUCCCAGAAGCUUCAGGAAAUUUUGGAUUGCAUCGAUUCCCAAAUGGGGGACUAUGAGAGGGGAGUAUGGCAGACACAUAUCAAUGUAUUGGAGGAGGAGCGAGAUAGCCUGAUGCUGAAGACUAUCGUCAUGAGGCAGCGAUUGGCGGAAGUACAGGCAAGAAUUGUCUCUGAUCCCUUUCUCGCUGCACGUUUUGGAGGAGCGGGGGCUGCUGAAGACGCGCUUGGGCCUGGUCAGGGGCGGAACGCGAUGAUGGACCUGAGGGACACAAUCGUUCAGCUUGCAACGGCACAAGUAGGUCUUUGGAAGCAGGUGAAUAUGUCGGAUGUCAACGCCGAGCUAGAGAGGCGACUGGCAACCGAGCGAAACAUCUCCCGCAGUUGGCAGGCAAACCUGAGAGCUCUGCAGCGAGAGCUCAGAGAUCAUCUGGCAGACCUCGCUGUUGCUGCGCGGGCGUCUGGGCUUCGAUGUGACAUGCUUCGUGGAACAAUUGCCCAGGCAGGGGAAGCGGCUGCGCUCAAGGAGAUUCAGGGAUUUACACGAAGCGAAAAGGAGAGCCUGCGGCUUCUCCGUCUUGCCAGGGACAGGAUAGCAGCCGAUGCGCACAGGAUCGAGAGCUACUCUAUCAGAGUGCGGGAGCUAGAGCAGGAAGUCGCCGAUCUGCGGUGCGACAUGACACGGCUCGAUACAGGAAAUAUAGAAGAAUGUGGAGAAGACGGUCAGGUGUUUGACUGCGGCUACAACCCUUCUGCUGAGCUGACGGCUUGCGUUGCUGCUCCUUCCGACACAGACUGUAGUGUCGCAGCACUGAGAACAGCCAAACAGUUGCUUAUCGAUCGCGAAGAAACAGAAAAGGUGAUACGAGCACUGGAAGACAGGAAGCGCCAGAUACAUGAGCAGCAAGAGAACAUUUUACCAGAAACGCAUUCAGCAAGGCUUGAUCUGGGGGACUCCACACAACCAUGCGAAGAUAGCAGUGCUCCCGGAAGUCUGGAAAUCCCUCAGGUGGAAGCUACCUUUUUCAGCAAUCAAAUUGGCUCCGGAAGUUCCCGUACAAAGUUGUGGGACGCACUAACGACAGAUCAGGCACGGGACAUACUCCGGCGACUUGCGGUGCUCCGGAGGAUAGCGAGUGAUGCGACUUCAUCCUUGGAUGAUAGACAGGAGCACAGUGGUUCUACGGAGAAGCCUUACGCCGAAGGUGCCCCCUCGGAAGGUUGGCAGAAGCUGAAACAGCUCAACAAAGACAUCGAUCAAAGAGAAGUUGCACUGCAGCAAGCUGAGGAAGCAAUGCAGGCUAGGUCAGCACUCCGCAGAGCAGAAGCUGAGCACAAGAAAAAGAUGAGGAGAAAAGAGGAAGAAUUUGAAGAACAAAGACGCAGAGAUGCCAUGGAAGCUCGCGAAGAGAUGAUGAGGCAACAGAAACAAUACGAGCAGCAGUUAGCAAAGGAAAGAAAUCGCUGCGAAUCUCUCAGGAAGGAAAUGGAGGUGCAGGCGAUGGAACUAGAUCUCCAGAGACAGCUGGCAGAGGAAAGGAUUCGAGAAAGAUCACAAAAACAAAGUUUGGAGCUGGAGGAGGAGUUGCAUAAGCUCCGCAUGAAGCACAGGGAACUGGAGUGUGAAAUGCAAAGAAUCAAAGCCGACGCAGCACGAGAGGCAUUGGCACUCAAGUCUGCUGCGACGGAAGAGAGGGCUGCUCUUUCUGCUGCUGCUCAGUCCGCCGAACGGAAGGCAAGCGAAGCGCUGAAGCUGGUAAAGGAGAAGGAGAUGGAGCUCAAGGAAAUGGAGGCAAAACUGCAGCAAUCCCAUACGGGCGGUCCAGUUUUACCACCUCCAGUUUACCACCCUUCCCAGAAUACAGCCAAGAAGGGCCAUACGACCGGCCUGAGGACUGAGGACGCAGCCCCUGAAAUCCUUUCGCCAAGAUCGUCCUUCAGGAAACUUGUUCUCGGAAGGUGUACAUCUCUUGCCAGUGCUUUCAACCACAUGGAUGUUGAUAACUCAGGGGUUGUCAAGAUCGGCGACUUCGCAAAUUUUGUUGACGACUUGGGCAUGAACCUGCCAUUUAGUGCUACACACGAGCUCUACAACACUCUUUGUGCCCCUUGCGAAGGCAUGCUGCUUCUCAGCAAUUUCUACAAAAACCUUCAAGGCGAGACGUGCACUUUGGCUGAGCUUCAUCGAAGGCUUGAAGAGGCAGACAAUGUAGACCCGGAGGAGGUGGAACGAGUGGAGCGAGAUGCAACCAAUGUACUGAAUAAUGUACUGAAUGUUUUCUCGGGAGCGGCCAAGGCUCCAAAACCUGAAGCAAAGAUUUGCAAACGCUCAUCCUUCAAGAAGCUUACUUACACCUCUACCCACAAGGAACUUGGAUUUAGCGCCAAUGAGGCACAGGUCGACGCGGUUCUUGCUGAUUUCCCCCCAUGGGAUUGCAUGUACCCGGAGGACCGCAAAGCCAUGAUAGGAGAUAUGAAGGCCCGAACAGUGACGGGGGGAGGACUGAUUCAAGCAGAAGACGAUCCCAGGUGCCCAUUGUUCGUCAUUCUAAAGGGGACUGUGGACAUACUAGAGCCGGGAUUUAUUCAAUACCGCCACGUCGAGAGCUUAAGCGCACCUUGCUUGUUGUUCUCGGAUAAUCUAAUUGAGGGAACACCGAACGUAGUUUGUGCCAAAGCAGGUGAAGGCGAAGAUGUCUUUUUGUACUCUCUUGAACGAAGCGUAUUCGAAAGGUCCUACGAGCCACUAGCUACACAAAGACAGAGAGAAGUGGAGGAUUACCAGAAGUUGCUCCGGAAAGUACCCGUGGUUAACAAGCUCACUCCGGAGCUGCUGAGAUGUCUUGCCGCGACCUUCAGGAAACAAACAUUCCAUGCAGGCGAGAAAAUCAUCGACAAAGGAGAGUCCGCAAACCGUGUUUUGAUGGUAAAGGAUGGGGAAGCUGUAGCAGUGGGGCUCACAGAUACAGACGAGGAGGUGGAGCUUCGAAUUUACGAACCACUUGAUUUUUUUGGCGAUAUUACAAAAGCCAAGAGUCGGUCCCACACUGCAUCAGUCAAGGCCCAGACAGAUUGCACAAUCUUGUCUAUUGAGGCCGACAUAUUCUACAGUGUCCUACGCAAGCUAGAAAUGGAAUUCCGGAGGCGAAGUGGCCGUAGUUCCACAGUGGACAGCGUCAUCGUAAAUUUGCACAAUCAAGGCAAAGAAGAUGAAGUAAACGAAGGGGACGAAGAUAUGCAGAAUCUCACAGGGAGCACCGAAGAACCUUCAGAAGACGCCGAGGUUUCCCCCAGCGGGGAUACUGAGAGUGCUCAGGCGACUACCACAGCGUUGGCUAUAUCUAAGCGAGAAAAGACACUCGUCGAUCAAGAACUCAUCGAAAGACUGCUGCAGGAAGACACCGAAAGGAUGAGGGAAGAAUGCAGUCUGCUUUUAGAAGCACUUCCAGUGUUGAAAGACCUACCAAAAGAGCGCCGGCAAGAAUUGUGCACGCGUAUGAUACUAGAAAUAUAUUUGCCGAACCAAGCAGUUGUAUUGCAGGGCGAAGCCCCUGAUAAAUUCUACGCUGUAGAGUCGGGAACACUCUCCAUCGAGAUCUACUUAGGAUGCGGAAAGAUGCAGAAGAUCGGGGAGCUGACGUCGGGGUCCUUUUUUGGAGAAAUGUCCAUAAUAAAGCGUGAACCAAGGGCAGCUUCGGUCAUCGCCCUUACGCCGGUCUACGUUUAUGCACUGAAAGCUAAAGACUUCGAAGACUUGUUAGGUGAUCUACAUGACGCCUUCCUGGAGCAUGCCAAAUUAAUGUAUAGCCAGAAAACUGUCAAAUCCAUGACGGGGGAGGACAAGCACACUCAGCUGGUUGUGGAGAUACGAGAGCGUGAAGUGAUUAUGCACGAGGGGGACCCAGCAGACAAGUUCUGCAUUGUACUUGAGGGAAUGGUUUCUAUCCAGAAGUCCCCCGGACCUGGGAAACCACGAAAAGAAGUCGCUGUAGUGAAGGCAGGAGAAUAUCUUGGGGAAAUCGGGUUUCUCAACAACCAACCUAGAACAGCAAGCUGUGUCGCAAAAACAAAGGUCAAGCUGCUGUGUCUAGGCCGCACUGAGUUUGAAAAGUACUUGGGCCACUUGGCAGAUGCCUUUUUACAACAAGCAGAAAGCUCGUACUCGACAUCUGAAGCUGAAAUGCCUGCAUGGCUCCUGGAUUCGAAGACGCAGGGAUCCUCUCACCAUAUUCAUGCACUUCCCGAUUCAAGCGACGAAACACACGAGGAAAAAGAGAAAUCCAGCCCACGGUCUUCAAAAACUGCCAAAAAUGUUGAGGCUAAAAAGCACAAGGAGAGGCGGGAGAAGAAAUUGGCGGAGGGUGUCUGUGAAGGUGAAAUCGUGGCUGCUGCUGCUCUAGAUAAUGAAGAGGAGGAAAAGAAGAGGAAGAAGAAGAAAUCGGGAAGUAAGGAAGCACCUAAAGAGAAGCAUGGACAAGCAAACAGCAGGAGCUCUCGGGCCGUUGCGCCCAUAUCCCCAGGUGACCUGGGUCGUCUGCGGGAGUUGGUUGUCGGCACAUUCAAGAACAAAUACGGGUCACUGGCCCACGCAUUUGCAGAAAUGGAUGUUAACAAAAGCGACAUUGUGGAUGCAGACGAGUUCUACGCCUUCACGAAAAAAAGCAAUAUUCGGGGAUUCCAGAAACAGGAGCUUGACGCCCUCUUUGACGAAUUGUGCCGUCCAAUCAAGGGCCGACUUGUCGUGGGCAACUUGUACCGUAAUGCUAGAGGGGUGGAGCCCACAGGUGCGGAAAUCCACCUACGGGCGGUUGAGAUUUAUGGGUCUGCAUUGGCUGCGUUCUUAAAAGUUGCAGGCCUUGAAGCCACCAGCCUUUGCACCAAGGAAAACUUCACGAGCCUGAGUUCCGAAGUUGGAGUUGACAGCGACAAGGCUGAACGGAUCUGGGAUGAAUAUGCCAAGGGGUGGGUUAAAAUUUCUGCGGUUCGUUUGGGCCCUGCGGAGGCGGUCACUUGCUAUGGGAACUAUUACUGUCAGCUGCUGCCCUGUAAUAACACUCCUUUAAUUGUUCCAAACCCCAAUAGACCAAGGCGCACUGCUUAA